AAUGUUCUAGAAGAACGAAGGAAAAAAGCUGGGAAACCAUUGGAUCUAGAGCUUGAUCCUGUGACCAACAAAGUGGUUGGGCAGGAGGAUCAAGCUUUUAUUCGCAUGUUGGGAACUCUAGUUUCCAUGUUGUGUCCGGGGCAUUAUUUGGAUUUUGCUGAUGUACCUCAACAGUUUAAGGAUCAAGUGCUUGAUCGUAUGAGGUAUUACUAUAAUAUAGACGGUCAUCCACAACGUGAGUCAGUUCUGGCAACUCUCAACAAGGAGAUGGGGGAAAGAUAUCGCGAGAGAAAGAACUAUAGACAUAGACACUUCAAAAAUCAUUAUGCUGGACCAGAAGAUUUGGAGAAUGUCCUCUCUAAGCCACCUAACCAUUGCACUAAGGAGGCUUGGCAGCUUAUUUGUGAAAUGUUUUUGAGCGAAAGAUUUUUGGCUCGUUCCGCUAAAAAUCAAGCAAACAGAAGACAAAUGAAGUAUGUAACAACACAAGGCACAAAGUCGUUGGCAGCUAAGCGUCACGAAUAUGUAAGUGAAGAUGUUAAUUUAAUUUUAUAAAAUAACACAUUCUGAAACAUUUUGUUUACAUUUGUAUAGGAGAACCCGC
Molecule: messenger RNA, 604 nt
Organism: Humulus lupulus (European hop)
Lineage: Eukaryota; Viridiplantae; Streptophyta; Magnoliopsida; Rosales; Cannabaceae
Exons: 2
Coding region: 106-555 (149 amino acids)
Source: RefSeq, a predicted model, not a curated record